Messenger RNA from Harpegnathos saltator (Jerdon's jumping ant), 2323 nucleotides. Its product is annotated as protein PTCD3 homolog, mitochondrial. The transcript has 10 exons. Gene Ontology annotation, molecular function: ribosomal small subunit binding; protein binding; rRNA binding. The record is from RefSeq and is a predicted model, not a curated record. The coding region runs from base 134 to 2101 and encodes 655 amino acids. Gene Ontology annotation, biological process: mitochondrial translation. Lineage: Eukaryota; Metazoa; Arthropoda; Insecta; Hymenoptera; Formicidae. Gene Ontology annotation, cellular component: mitochondrion.
UUCCUAUGUCUAUGGUUCGACACUAGCCAAACCUAAGUAAACCUUGUUCUAACUUUAAAAUGCGUUACUUUGAGGUUAACCGAAGGGAAUAAAUUAAAAAAAAUAGAUUCACUUUACUUCCAAAAUUUAUACGAUGUAUUCUUUAACUAGAAUUUCGCGUAGAAGACUAUGUCAAGAAUUGAUACGAUUACAAUCGACAGCGGCCACAACGUCCUCAUCUUCAGAAAUUCAUAUUCCAAACAGGAUAGAACGUGGGCCAACAGAUAUCUUAAAGGCUCUUGAAAGCACAAUAUCUAGGGAUUAUACGGCACCACAUUACAAGUAUCAUGAUGACCCAUUUCUUACACCAUUAUCAAAAGUUCAGAAUCGCUCUUAUGCAUUAGCACGUGAAUCUGGAAGAAAAGCUGCGAUAUGGAUUCGACAAGAACAUUCCGAUUUGUUCCAACACAAGGUGGCGGAGCCUGAAAUCAAGCCAUUUGUGCCAUCUCCAAUUUAUACAGAAAAUAGUACAGUUACAGAAGAAACGUUAUUAUACGAAAUAUCAAAUGGCAAUGUUCCCGAUUCUAUCACAAUAUACGAUUUGCUAAAAGGUAACAUAACUGUGCCUACAAAGCAAGCCCUUUUGGAGUUGUUGUGCUUUUACAAUAACAGCGAGCCCAUUAAUUCUGAUUUUCUUGAGACUCGCUGGUUUCAGCUCACAAGAAAUCAUAAAAAGAAUAUUUGGAUAAAUCGACCACAGAUCGACAUAUUGUUUAACUCUCUCAUACAGGAAGAACCAGUGGUAGCCGCUGCCGCGUACGAUGCGUUGUUAUGCGGGUUAGCGAAAUGCCACAGUGUGGAUAAGUCUUGGCACUUGUACAAUGAAUGUCAACAAAAGAAAAUACCAUUAUCUGUCAGAGGAUAUAACUCUAUGAUAUCGAUAGUGCCGUUGAUGAGCGAAGGAAACGAGAAGCCGAAAACGUUGACUAUGGAUAUAUUCCGAACGAUGGCCGCGAACGGAGUCGCUCCGAAUAUUCACACGUUCAACGCUGCUCUCAACACAGCGGUCAAUUUGCAAUCCAAAAAAGCAGCCAUUGAAUUUGCACGCACCAUACUCGCCGAUAUCAAACAAUGCCAUCUAAAACCGUCGUUGACCACGUAUUUUUAUGUAUUAUGUAUUUUAUAUAAAUUCGACGACUCGGCGUACAGCAGCUUCAUGGAGAUCUUGAAAUCCUUGAAGAGGGAGACUCUCACUAUCCAAGAUGCAAAGGACAUGUUUUUCUUCGUGACUGCGAUGGAAAUGGCAUUCCAGCAAUUUUGCAGUCGUGAGGCAGGUGAAGCGGUGAACGAGCUGCUACUCACCGGGGACAAUUAUAAAUUUAUCGGUGACAAUUACAAGGAAAACAGCUAUUACCGCGCGUACUUGGAGCUGAUCUUAGCAACGGAGGAUUUCGAGGUGUUCUUUAAGAUCUACAACAAGUUCGUUCCGCAUGUAGCCAUAGCGGAACCGUCCGUGAUGCAAGCUAUAUUGGAAACUCUGCAGCUGCUUCCUGCGGAGACCGUCACACAAUAUAUACCGAAAAUCUGGUCCCACAUGAUCAUGUUCGGUUAUCUGGAUAGGGAAGGCUUAUUAGAGCGUAUAUUGCACUUGAUCAGCGUACAUUGCAAACCCACGCCCGAUUCGCCAUUGAACACGCAGUUCGCGGAGGUCGCGCUCACCAUCUGGGAUCACAUACAAUCUCAAAAUGCCAAGAGGAUGCAACACCUCAUGAUGCCCAGCACGGUGAUGGGCGAUAUCGCGGUGCUGCUUGCACGCGGUGACAACAUGGACAAAAUGAUAGACGUUAUCUUGUCGCUGACCAAAUUACCGCAUCUGAUGAAAGGCGUCAUCGAAAUGGAGCGUAUAAAUGAAAUAUUCGAGCUGUGCUUAGCUCAAGCACAUACACCGGCGGUCUUUGUCAUCAUCAAGUACAUGGUGUCCUCCGGUCUGGAAGGAGUCGGGGAUAUGGCCAAGAAGUUCCACCAAAACGUAGCUCUUACCUCCACGCAGGAGGACAUAUUAGUCAACUUGGUGGGUGAUAUCAUCAACUUGCCGCUCUCCGACGAGCAGCCCUCCAAGUAGAGCGAACUACAAAUAUUUCCUAGCGAUCGCAAUAGCGCAGCAAUUGUUGAGAUGUGAAGCGGUAUUAUUUGUUCGUGUAAUUAGCAUCGCUUCGAAAGUUUAUAAUCGACACGACAGGACUUUUGUACGUAUAAUAUCAUAGGUGUACCAUUAGUAUAUUUUAUUGUACAUGCGAGACUGUAACAUGCUGGAAAAUGAAGUUCCAUCGAUCGAUCGAGAGAA